CCUCUCGCGAGAACUCGCGUCCGAAGGAUGGUGUUGUGUUAGAGGGAGUGGGAGAGGAGGGUGAGGGGUACCCACAAAGAUGUUGCGUGAUUUUUUGGAAAUUUAUUUAUUUAAAUAAAAAUGGCCGCCGCAGAGAGCGGAGAGGAGAGACUAGGUGAGGACAAGAAUGAAGACCAGGAGGGCUCAAAAGACAAGACACAGAAGCAGAAGAAAAACAAAAAGGAACGGCAAGAUGUGGGAAAACUCGAGGCCACAGUAUCCGUUCCUCCACCCCCGCCCCUCUUUACGCAGGGGGAUGUCGGACAACAGACGGAGGCAGGGAAGUCUGAACCCACUGACCCUGAAGUUGGAGCUGCACUCAGCGCUCCAGAAUCUUCCGCAUCAGCCAAGCAGCGGCGCUCCGUCAUUCGGGACAGAGGCCCACUGUAUGACGACCCUUCACUGCCUCAAGGUUGGACACGCAAGCUGAAACAGCGCAAGUCUGGGCGAUCUGCUGGCAAAUUUGAUGUCUACCUGAUCAACCCAGAAGGGAAAGCCUUCCGCUCCAAAGUGGAGCUCAUGGCGUACUUCCAAAAGGUGGGCGAUACCACCACGGAUCCCAAUGACUUUGACUUCACAGUAACGGGCCGAGGAAGCCCGUCUCGCAGAGAAAAGAGACCGCCAAAGAAGCCUAAAGUGGUCAAACCCUCCGGUCGCGGGAGGGGCCGCCCAAAAGGUAGCGGCAAGGUACGGCAGGCCACAGAAGGGGUGGCGGUAAAGCGUGUAGUAGAAAAAAGUCCGGGAAAACUCCUUGUAAAGAUGCCCUUUGUUGCCCCUAAAACUGAACCGGGGGCUCCACUGGGGCAAGCGGCAGUUGCCAAAGUGCGUCGAGGACGCAAACGGAAAACGGAACAGGAACCGCCAAGCACCCCCAAAAAACGUGGCCGCAAGCCAGCAGCUGCUUCGCAGUCAGCAGUGGGGACAUGCUCGUCCACCACGUAUGUCACCGCGCCCAUUCUCACCACAGAGGCAAAGAAAAAAGCUCAGAAGGAGUCUUCCGUAAAGCCUGUUCAGGAGAGGGCACUUCCUAUCAAGAAACGCAAAACCCGAGAGACUUUGGAGGAGUUGGAGGGAUCUACCACCUCUGGAACCACACCAACGGAGACGUUUGCAAAACGACUGAUUGCAUCAACUGUGACCCCUACAGGGGAGGAGGUAGAAACGGGACAGAGGCCUCACAAGCAUCCUGGCCGGAAGCACAAAGAGGCAUCCACAGAUCCAGGGAACGGCAGCAGCGGAAGCGGCAGCGGCAGUGGCAGUGGAACGGCAACCAGCGGCGGUGGACCGAAGAGUCACAAGAAGAGAGAUCAACGAGGGCAGCAUUUUAAACACCACCACCAUCACCACCACCACCAACACCACCUGCCGGCCAUGCCGCCCUCCACCUACACUCCGCAGGCUCACCAGCUCUCCCUGGGUCACUCCACGCAAGGGGGGCCGCCGGCGCCUGUGACCAUGGAAAACGAACCCCAGGACUUGAGCACCUCCAGGCCCAGAGCGGAGCACGUGGCCUGCAGGGAGGAAGCGAGAACUGACAGCUCCUCAAGCAGGGAUGCUCAGAACUCAAGCAAGAUGGCCUCCGCUGACCUGAGAGGGCAGCAGACGACUGUGAUGGGAGAAGGCAAGGAGUUGAGAGACAUUGUUCCUCCCUCCGCCGUCCCGAGGCCGAGCCGAGAGGAAACGGUCGAGUCCAGGACACAAGUGAGCGAGCCAGUGAGCUGACUGACUAAAUGACCGAUCGGCAGCGGCUUUGUGUGUGAAGAAGCGGAGGCGGUCGCAGCGAGACGAGUGAUUUUUCGUUCUUUUUUACUGAGGAAAAAAGAAAAAGGAAACAAAAAUAUACAAAAAUGUAAACGUACUGAAACAAAAGGCAGCUGUUGUGUCUCGUUCUCUCUGUGGGUUGGACGCGGGGCGACAAUUCUCUUGCUUCCGGAUGAAUUCUCUGCUAACCUUUUUUCUUUAUGGUUUCCUUUUAUUUCCCACUAUAUCUUUGUAUUAGUAUAUCUUUAGCACUCACCUAAACCCGUUAUUCCUUUGUCAGAGCUUGUAGGAAGUAGAAACACACUCAAGUGGUAAUGGAUGCACAAGUCACACGCCAUAGUAAGUGAACCUUUCUGAUCAAAUUGCUCUCGAAAGAACUAAAAUGCCUCAUAGUCAUGUCAUCUCAACCCUAGCAAAAAGGUGUCCUAUUAGUGUGUUCUUCCUUUUGUGUCAUAAAACGAAGGGGCAAAUCAGACGCAAAGAAAGCAAACUGAAGAAAAAAGGGCCACAUUUCCGAUCUCCACCUUUCCAUUUGAGUCGGACACAGCUGUUGCAGCAUCCUCACCUUUGAAAUAAUAAACGCUAGCUUAACUCAGACAGAAAAGAACUUCCUAGUUGUGGGUUUGUGCCAAGCUGAUAUUUCCAGCCUGUUAACCUGUAAAGAUCAAUUGAAUUUGAUAGUAUUAUUUCCUUUUGCGUUGUUGGUAUUUUUAGCGCACAUAUGUAUAUUAAUUACCAGUAGUUGCGUUAAUCUAAUCACCCGUUUCGGAGGUGCCUGAGAAAAUGCAACUAGAGCGGAAAGCUCUUUUUCAUUUUCUUUGGUAGGGAAGAUAAAGCACAAAUGUAUUUGUUAGGGAAUAUUGAAAGCACAGUCCAGUGUAGCGUCUGGAGUAGAUGUUAACUCGCGUAAAAGAAUACGAGAAAAGAAAUUUGUUACGUUUACCUGCUUUUUUUCCAUUAAGUACAAUUUAAAUAGAGGCCUUGUGUUCUUGUGACACAAAUCCCUAACAAAAAAAAAAAAAGCAUACCAUUUCAAAUGUAGCUUUUGUUUUUACUGUGUGUGGUUAUAGACUAAUACCAUAGAGCUGCUGUUCUAAAAACGAUUCAGACAAGAAAGUUAAUAGAUUGCUAUAUUUAUAUAAUGUCUUGUCAGGCUGUAGCUGUGUGAAAUGCAUGGGUUGCUGAUGUUUGCGUGCUUUGCGUGCUAUUUAUUACAGUACUCCGUCAUUGUCUUUACUAUACAUACAGGUUUAUAAAGCCAGGUACAGCACUAUUGAGGAGGGUUAAACGUUUUAGAAACGUAUAUAUUUUGAAUUACGAAAUUUUGAAUUAUGAAACAGUACUUGGCAACAAAGGAAAGGUAAACUUGCAUACAUUUUACAACACAAUGCCAUCAUGAAAUAGUUCAAUUAGUUUUCUAAUCUGAACUCUUCAAAAUGACAACAUUUUGCAGUCAGAAAGAAGGACUGCACAUCAUGGCUGCAUGUAUCAAUUUUUUUGCAAGUGGUUAGAUAUUUAAAGAGUGUCUUAGUAAUUAACUAAUAUAUAUAUAUAUAUAUAUAUAUAUAUAUAUAUAUAUAUGAUUAGGAUAGGAUUAAACUUAAACCUGAAGAAAUUUUGAACCAAACUGAGGAAGUUCUUCUUUGUUGUUUAUGUAAACUUGUUUAGGAUUUUACAGAAACUUUACAGCACUUUUUCUGUUCCAUUUUCGUUUCUUCUCCUACAUGAAAUGCACCUUACUUUUAAGACACUUUUUUUGGAAUUGUGAGAAGCAUAAUUUUUUUUCUUUUUUUUUUUUUGCAUAUAUUGUUCUGGUUAGCCUUGCACAGACUUCUGUUUCAUGUCCGGAGGUUGUACCUUUCUUCAGAUGUGUGUUAGCAUAGGAUGCAUGUUUAAUGUCAUUAUAAAAAGCCAUUCUUUUGUUUAGUUUUGCUUUCUCUGUAAAAACACCAAAUCAUAAAAGUAGCACAUAACGGCUACAUUUCACUUACAGUAUUUGAUAUCACAUAUUUAUGGCCAAUAAUGGGGUGACAAAGACAGUAAAGUUAGUAAAUCUUCACAGACCCCUGAAUCCAAUGGCAUCACAAACUAAUAUUUUAUAUUCUAGAUAUUGCAGUUGUUGUUUUGAAUAGUCCCAGAGUUUUUCCCCAAAGUAUUCUGUUAGUUUUGUCUGUGAAUUAAAUCUCAUACAUUUAUGGUUAUUGUAGCUUGGGUGAUGGAUGUGCAUUGUCACUGACAUAAAUGCUGAUAAAUGUAUACUACUAAACCUUAAUCAGAGUCAUAACAGACAGUUUUAAAUAACACUCAGCACUUGUUAAAUCUUUUUGUCUGUUAUUUCAGCUAGAGUAAGAUGUUUUUGAUUUUUGCUGUCGAUUAGGAGUUCAAGAGAGAACUUACCGGUCAAGUGUGCUCUAGGUAUCUUAAAUCGUUUAAAGAAAAAAUAUUAUUUUUGGUCUCUAAAUGUAUAGAUUAAAUUAGAAUCGACAAUCGCAAGGAGCGUCGCAUCUUUUCAUUUCUUAUUAAGAACGAAAGUGUCUCCAUUCUCUUCCUCCAGCCCCCCCCGCUCCCUCGACCCUCACCGGGAAGAGGCACAGAGAAUAAAAGAGCGUUUCCGCUCGGAACAAGGGCUAUGUAAUCAUUUCAAGUAGUCAAAAGCAGAUAAAGGAAAUGGAUCACGUCAGAGGAACGCAGGGUCCGGUCCUCGCUGUAAAAGCAAACUCAGUUAAUUGCUUGAGGUCUAACAAGAGACUUUAAGUGUUGUCAAACACCACCGGCUCGCUCUCUGUCCUCGUCAGAGUUAGAGCGCUCACUUAACCGGCGGCUGACGUCGCGAACGUCUCCCCGGUCUGACUAAACUCGAGCAGGAGAAUGGAGGUAGCAGAAUGGAUUCCUUUAACUUGAGCUCAGCAAGCACAUUCUCAGUGUUACAGGUUAAGAAUAACGCAGAAGGAAAGAAACCUCCAGACAUGAAUUGAAGUUGCGACAACUCUUAGUUUAAAGCGCCGACUCACAAGCUGCAUCAGUCUGGCUGAAACAGAAAGGGUAGUGCCUUUAUUUUGGGAGACUUACUAAGGUGGUAGAAGUGACCUUUGAUUCUAAAGAAACACCUUUAUCCCAUUGAAGUAACACGGGAGGUGAAUUUACUCAAAUGCUUGGAUUUUAUUUGGUCAUUUUUCAUAGGUAGGACGUGCACUGGUGUGUGUGUUGUAACUAGAGGUUUCAUUGUUGUACAUUUUUCUUUUUUUUUUCCAUCAGCCGGACCUUUGUGCCCACCUAGAAAUGAUGUAUUGUUAAAAGCCCUCUGCUUUAUGAACUUCUUGCCUUUUGUAGCGCUCAAAGCCCACUGACAAAAAUGGAGCCCUACAAAUGGGUAAAGACAGAAUAAGAAAAUUACUUUUAUUAUUUAUAUGUUGGUUUGUUUGUUUUAUUUUCUUGUUCGUUUGGGUUAUUUGUGCCUCUGGCAGUGAAAUAUGCUUUGGAAUGUCCUUGUGUCCCUGUAGCCAAAAAUACAUGCUAUGUACGUGAACAUGUAUCAAUAUGCAUGAUUGCCAUUAGAAGAUAGGACAUUGCUUGCCCUUUACUAUUAUAUAUAAGAUGUUUUCAAACAGCACUCCAAGAGCUGAGCCCAACCGAAUCCGAAGGUUUUCAUGAGGUAUAAAAUGUUGAAUGUGUUUGUUCAAUGAAGGCUAGCUGUGCACUUCGGUCUGUUUAAUAUGAACAGAUUUAUUUCAUUGAAGUACUUGUUUUUUGUUUUAAUGAUCUAAAUGGUAGCUGAGUUUGGGCCUCCUAUGCCGCCGUAUCAACAAUUGUAGUGGCUAGAGUAAUUUCUGUGUUAGAUUUAUUUUUAUUAUUAUUAGCAUUUUUUUUUAUUUUAUUUUUUUUUAUUCUAAAUCCAACAUUGGAAAUAGACCAUUUUAUCUUGAUAGCAAUAGUAUGAUAGUAUACCCAGCAGAUCCGAUAUGAGUUUUCUCCGUUAGUAUGUCUUUGAUUUGUGUACUCUGUUAAACAGUAGAACUGAAGUAAAAGAAAUUUACCCUUAUAACUAAAAUGCAGCACUUUGAAUCGUGCAGAAGGACAAUUUAAAGUCAAAUGAAACAGAAGUUAAACUAUAAGAAAUAGAUUCCAGUUCCACCGUGGUAGAAAGUUCAUGGUCUAUUUAACAUAGUCUUGUGCCUUGAAGUUUCAGUAAUAGAAUUUAUCUUUAUACUGUAGUUGUAUUUUUAUUCCGAGUCCUGUGUUUGCCUCUUGUUGGUAUUCAGUGCUUUGGAUGUAUUAAGGAUUUAUAGAAAUCAAGAAUAUGUUUGCCUUGCUUUAUUUUCUUAAUUGAGGAAAAAAAGGAUAACAUUAUAGGAAGAUGUAUUUGGGCAAUAUUGAUGAUGUAAAAAGCUAUAGGAUUUUGAUGUUUUUCAUCCCUGAUAUGUUGAAUGUUUCACAGAUUAAUGAGUGACGUGUGUUUGUUGGGAAAUAUUCUCCAUUUUAACAUGACCAUAAAAAAAAAAAAAACUUGGCCUCAAACAUAAUCUUCCAAUCACAUGACACAAAAAAAUACUUCAACCUUGACCGGAAGGACGAGUCUAAGAUCUGCACUUUAUAAAGUAUGUUUCCCGGCAGGACACCCAUUAACUUUUUGUAUGUAUUUUUUACCUUUGUCCAAAGCUGUUUUGUUUUCAUAUUAUUUUUUAAUUUAGUUUUAAAUAAAAGGGAUGGGUAGUAUGUAUGUAAAAAAAAAAAAAAAAAGAAAAAAAAGAAAAAAAAAAGUUAUUUUAACCAAACAAUCCUACAGACUAGGUGUCAGUGGUUAUUCGCCAUCUGCCAAGCUAAGUCCUUGCCUUCCUGAAAGUGAAAAGUAUAGUUUGUGUCUACUUUUAUAGUACUGUGUUACUGUAUCAUUUGUUUGCCGUAUGUAACAGAUACACAAUAGUAAACAACAUUUACCUGC
This is a messenger RNA of Ctenopharyngodon idella (grass carp), 6739 nucleotides long. It is a transcript of the gene mecp2, whose product is annotated as methyl CpG binding protein 2. NCBI's taxonomy places the organism in Eukaryota, Metazoa, Chordata, Actinopteri, Cypriniformes, Xenocyprididae. Gene Ontology annotation, cellular component: nucleus; heterochromatin. The transcript is spliced from 3 exons. Gene Ontology annotation, molecular function: double-stranded methylated DNA binding; chromatin binding; methyl-CpG binding. Gene Ontology annotation, biological process: negative regulation of transcription by RNA polymerase II. The coding region runs from base 121 to 1761 and encodes 546 amino acids. The record is from RefSeq and is a predicted model, not a curated record.